AUUUAUUAGCUUAUUUAUUACGUCUAUACUAUAUAUAUACACAAUAAUUUCACUACCAAUAAAAUUAAAAAAAAUAAAAAUAAAAAUAAAAAUAAAAAUAAAUAACUGUUAAAUUCACAGUGCGUAAUUCAUUCCAUCCCCUUCGGAUCCGUUUUGGCAAGCUGAAAUCUCAUCUGUAAUUUGGGGAUGGCGUCCAGUAUGAGAAUCGUUUUCGGAUUGCUUACAUUUGUCACUGUUGGCAUGAUUAUAGGAGCUUUGCUUCAAUUGGCAUUUAUUAGAAGGCUCGAAGAUUCAUAUGGCACGGAAUUUCCUUCAUUUAGAAGACUGCAUGAACGUCAGAGUAUUGGCAAUCUACAGUUGUCUGGAGGUAUUUCUUAUUGGGCUAAUGACAAAGAAGCUGAAACUUUACGUCUCGGAUAUGUCAAACCUGAAAUAAUUAGUUGGUCUCCGCGAAUCAUUGUACUUCAUAAUUUUUUGAGUACGGAGGAAUGUGAUUAUCUUAGAGCAAUUGCGAAGCCCCGUCUUCAGAUUUCCACCGUGGUGGAUACAAAAACUGGGAAGGGAAUCAAGAGUGAUGUUAGGACGAGCUCUGGUAUGUUUUUAAGUCCUGAAGAGAGAAAGUAUCCAAUGGUACAGGCAAUUGAAAAACGAAUUUCUGUCUAUUCUCAAGUACCAAUAGAAAAUGGGGAGCUUAUUCAAGUUUUAAGGUAUGAAAAAAAUCAGUUUUACAGACCACAUCAUGACUACUUUUCAGAUACUUUCAAUUUGAAACGUGGUGGCCAACGAGUUGCUACAGUCCUCAUGUACUUGAGCGACAAUGUUGAGGGCGGAGAAACAUACUUCCCGGCGGCUAGUUCAGGUCAGGCUGGUUCAGGUGAAUGCAGCUGCGGUGGGAAAAUGAUGAAAGGGUUGUGUGUUAAACCUCUUAAAGGAGAUGCGGUGCUUUUUUGGAGCAUGGGGCUAGAUGGGCAGUCGGACCCGAACAGCAUUCAUGGAGGAUGCCAAGUACUGUCGGGGGAGAAAUGGUCGGCUACAAAAUGGAUGAGGCAGAGAACUACUUCCUGAUUUUGCUUUGUGGAUUUUGUUUUCACAUUCAUCAUCUUUUUUGUUAUAAAUAACUAAUUCCAUAAAACUGGUAAAUGUAAAAUUAAUAUUAGGUUGCACUUUACUUAGAUAGCAACCAUGGAAACCAUACCAUGUUUACUGCUAUAUGUAUGGUUUCUAUGGUGUUCACUCACCUUACUCCUUUUGUAGUACCUCUUGUAAUAUAACUCUUACGAAAUGAAGUUCUUACUUUUUUUCCCCACA
Molecule: messenger RNA, 1308 nt
Organism: Camellia sinensis
Lineage: Eukaryota; Viridiplantae; Streptophyta; Magnoliopsida; Ericales; Theaceae
Source: RefSeq, a predicted model, not a curated record